This is a messenger RNA of Benincasa hispida (wax gourd), 1792 nucleotides long. Its product is annotated as protein disulfide-isomerase 5-4-like. The record is from RefSeq and is a predicted model, not a curated record. Lineage: Eukaryota; Viridiplantae; Streptophyta; Magnoliopsida; Cucurbitales; Cucurbitaceae. Gene Ontology annotation, cellular component: COPII-coated ER to Golgi transport vesicle; endoplasmic reticulum.
UUAAGCCAACAUCUCCCAAAUAAAACAUAAAAUUCCAUAAUUUGGUUUUGGUGUGUACUCGGAGCGAGCCAACUGACGUCGUAGAGAAACGCCUUCGUCAGAGACGGGAUACUUCUCUCUUUACCAAACCGACGCAAAUUCCUCCACCUUCUUCUUCUUCUUCUCGCUCCAUCUCUACAUUUUUCAUUCGAGAUUGAGCCUGUGGAGUGGAUUUCGCAGCCAUGAUUUCCUCCACGAAGCUCAAAUCUGUAGAUUUCUACAGGAAAAUACCAAGAGAUUUAACGGAGGCAACAUUAUCUGGUGCAGGAUUAUCAAUAGUAGCAGCUCUGUCCAUGGUGUUUUUAUUUGGAAUGGAAUUGAGUAAUUAUUUGAGUGUUAGCACAUCUACGUCUGUAAUUGUUGACAACAGUACUGAUGGUGACUUCUUACGGAUGGACUUUAAUAUCAGUUUCCCUGCACUCUCAUGCGAAUUUGCUGCUGUAGAUGUGCAUGAUGUGUUAGGAACGAAUAGGUUGAAUAUUACGAAAACAAUCCGUAAAUUUUCUAUAGAUUCAAAUUUGCGGUCCACUGGAUCUGAGUUUCACUCAGGACCACUAUCAAAUUUGAUUAAGCAUGGGGAUGAAGUAGAUGAAGAAACCAAAGAAGGUUCUGCCGUGUUGAAUGCUCGGAACUUUGAUAGAUAUGCUAAUCAGCAUCCUAUUUUGGUGGUUAAUUUUUAUGCCCCUUGGUGUUACUGGAGUAAUAGGCUGAAACCUUCAUGGGAGAAGGCUGCCAAAACUAUAAGAGAAAGAUAUGAUCCAGAAUUAGAUGGACGAAUUCUUAUGGCAAAGGUUGAUUGCACGGAAGAAGGUGAUUUGUGUCGGAAGCAUCAUAUACAAGGUUAUCCAUCUAUCCGCAUUUUUCGGAAAGGAAGUGAUGUAAGGGAUGACCAUGGACACCAUGACCAUGAAUCUUACUAUGGAGAUCGAGAUACGGACACGCUGGUUAAGACAAUGGAAGAUUUGAUUGCACCUCUUCCAGCGGGAUCACAAAAGCUAGCUUUGGAGGACAAAUCUAACAAUGCAACAGGAAAUGUUAAGAGGCCUGCUCCAUCAGCAGGAGGCUGCCGGAUUGAAGGAUAUGUUCGUGUAAAAAAGGUCCCAGGAAGCCUUGUAAUUGCAGCUCGUUCAGAAUCUCAUUCAUUUGAUGCAUCUCAAAUGAAUAUGUCACACAUAAUAUCCCACCUUUCAUUUGGUAGGAAGAUUUCCUCCAAGGCGUUUAAGGAUGCCAAACAAAUAAUUCCAUACAUUGGUAUAAGCCAUGACAGGUUGAACGGACAGUCAUUCAUUAAUCAGCGUGACUUGGGUGCAAAUGUUACCAUAGAGCAUUAUCUUCAAAUAGUUAAAACAGAGGUGUUGACAAGGAGAUCUGGUAAAUUACUUGAAGAGUAUGAAUACACAGCUCACAGCAGUGUGGCCCAGAGUCUGCAUAUACCCGUUGCGAAAUUCCAUUUUGAGCUCUCUCCCAUGCAGGUGGUGAUUACAGAAAACCAGAAGUCCUUUUCACAUUUUAUCACAAAUGUGUGUGCCAUAAUUGGAGGUGUUUUUACGGUGGCUGGAAUUUUGGAUGCACUUCUGCACAAUACUAUUAGACUCGUGAAGAAAGUUGAACUAGGCAAAAAUUUUUGAUAGUCAUAGUUUUACCAGGAAUUUUCACCACAUGCCGCUUUUUUUUCAGGACUUGUGAAACUUUAGUUAUAUAUAUAUAUAUAUACACUUUAUUAAACAAGCAAAGAAGUGGUGUUCUGUUGAAA